Molecule: messenger RNA, 1260 nt
Organism: Mesorhabditis belari
Lineage: Eukaryota; Metazoa; Nematoda; Chromadorea; Rhabditida; Rhabditidae
Source: the annotation of a GenBank genome assembly
AUGAGCGAAGAGCUGAGCGCUGAGGAGCGCCAAAUCAAUGAGGAGCAUCGAAUAUGGCGCAAGAAUACCCCGCUUCUCUACGAUCUCGUCAUGUCGCACGCGCUCGAAUGGCCAUCACUCACCGCUCAAUGGUUGCCAGACACGCAAAAGGUUGAUGGUCAGGAUUACACGGUGCAUCGUCUCAUCCUCGGCACUCACACCUCCGACGAGCAAAAUCACCUCGUUAUUGCAAAGGUUCGAAUCCCGAACGAGGAUGUGCGCGUGGACGCGAAUCGUUUCGAUUUUGAUCAUUCUGAGUUCAACGGUUUCGGAAGUCAAGCGGGAAAGAUCGAUAUCGAACAGCGCAUCAAUCACGAUGGAGAAGUGAACCGAGCUCGCUAUAUGCCCCAGAAUCCGCACAUCAUAGCCACAAAAUCGCCUAACACUGAGGUCUACGUCUUCAACUAUCAGAAUUUCCCGCAAAUUCCACCAAAUGACGGUCAAUGCAAGCCGACGCUCAAACUUCGCGGACACACAAAAGAAGGCUAUGGUCUCUCGUGGAAUCCGAAUUUGGCGGGACAUCUCCUCUCGGCAAGCGACGAUCAAACGGUGUGCCUCUGGGAUAUCUCAUCGAAUGUCAGCGGUGGAACGGCUGCCGGAUCUUUCGUCGACGCAAAGAACAAAUUCCAUGCCCAUCAAUCGGUGGUUGAAGAUGUCGCCUGGCACGUGUUGCACGACUCGGUGUUCGGAUCGGUCGGUGAUGACAAGAAGUUGAUGAUCUGGGAUACUCGCUCAAACAACACCAAGACGCCAGCACAUACAGUUGACGCGCACACAGCCGAAGUGAACUGCCUCUCCUUUAAUCCAUACUCGGAGUUCAUCUUAGCUACUGGAUCUGCUGAUAAGACUGUUGCACUUUGGGAUCUCCGUAACCUCAAAUUGAAGCUUCAUUCGUUCGAGUCGCACAAGGAUGAGAUCUUCCAGGUACAAUGGUCUCCCCAUAACGAGACAAUCUUGGCCUCAUCGGGCACGGAUCGUCGCCUACAUGUGUGGGAUUUGAGCAAGAUUGGCGAGGACCAAAGCCCUGAGGAUGCCGAGGACGGGCCACCCGAACUGCUGUUUAUUCACGGAGGGCACACAGCGAAAAUCUCCGACUUCUCGUGGAAUCCAAAUGAGCCGUGGGUUGUCUGCUCGGUCAGCGAAGACAACAUCAUGCAGAUCUGGCAAAUGGCUGAGGAUAUUUGCAAUGAUGACGAUGGAGAUACGUCUAAUGAUCAACAC